AUGAAGUCGCGACGUCGGGACGAGGUCGUGCAGUUCUGCCGGGAGAACACCCUGCUCGUCAUGACCAUGUUCUCCGUCUUCCUCGGCGUCGUCCUCGGAUUCGGGCUCCGUCCCCUGAACCUCUCCCAGGAGACGUUGCAGCUCAUCAACUUCCCCGGCGAGAUAUUUAUGCAAGUACUCAAGAUGAUGAUCCUGCCAUUGAUAUUCUCUUCUCUGAUAUCGGGUAACUCAUUGCUCACCGUACUUUCUAAUAUCUUCUGCAUGUUCAGCGCUCGCUCAGAUGGACGCGAAGGAAUCGGGACAGAUGGGCGCAUCGACAGUACUCUACUACUUGUCAACUGCAACUCUUGCCACUCUCGUACGUUCCCAUCAGUUCCCUGCCUUCAGUUCCGUUUUCAUUUUAGCUGGGCAUCUUCCUAGUGACCAUAAUCCAUCCGGGAGAUCCUUCCAUCAAAGGAACCAACGUCUCGGACAUGCCUGCAGAGGGGAACGUCUCUCCGCUCGACACCUUCCUCGAUCUCGUCCGCAACAUGUUCCCCGAAAAUAUAAUCCAGGCGACUUUCGAGAGAAUGCAAACGACUUACGUGGCAAUCCGCCCGAAAAUCGCAUCAAAAAACGGUUCAGUUGAGAAUAUAAUAGUGAAAAGAGACAUUGCGAUGACGAAGGGAAUGAACAUCCUCGGCAUCAUCGUCUUCUGCACCGGCUUCGGCAUUGUCAUCUCUCAGUUGGGAGAGCGCGCCCGGAUAGUCGUCGACUUCUUCGUCAUCCUGGACGCGGUCAUCAUGAGAUGGGUGGUCACUCUCAUGUGGUUCGCCCCGCUCGGAAUCACGUGCCUCAUCUGCGGAAACCUCCUCGAACUCGACGAUCUCUCCGACAUCGCCACCGUUCUCGCCCUGUACGUGUUCACCGUCUGUGCUGGACUGAUCCUCCACACGAUCAUCACAGUGCCCCUCUUGUUCUUUUUCAUCACUCGAGAGAACCCUCUUCCCAUCUUCCGAGGUAUGAUUCAGGCGAUUGUGACUGCAUUCGGAACGGCUUCUGGGUAAGCUUGCGGAAUGAUUCCCAUCUGAUUUCGUUCAUCUCUUUUUCAGAGGAGCCACUCUCCCGAUGUCGAUGCAAUGUCUGGAAGAGCACUGCGGAAUCGAUCGGCGCAUUUCUCGGUUCGUCCUGCCGCUGGGAAGCACCAUAAACAUGGACGGAAACGCGCUUUACGAAGCGGUUGCCGUCAUUUUCAUCGCCCAGCUGAACAAUGUGCAAUUGUCGCUGGCGGAGGUGCUCACCGUGAGCAUUACGGCGACUGUGGCCUCCAUCGGGCUAGGCUCCGUGCCCGCCGGCCUCGUGUCCAUCCUCCUCAUUCUGAACACCGUCGGACUGCCCAUCCGCGACGUUUCCAUGCUUUUCACUGUCGAUUGGCUUCUGUAAGACCUUUCGAAUCCCUCCCAAACCCAAACUGAUCCGUUUUCAGUGACCGUGUCCGAACGGCCGUCAAUGUACUCGGGGAUGCUUAUGCCGCUUCGGUCGUCCAACAUCUCCUGCAGGUACGUCCACGCCCUUCCCUUCCCAAUACUUUUCCGUUUUUUUGCAGAAGAAAUUGGACAAAGCGGACGCCCGUCACGACUACAAAUCCGAGAUCAAGGGGGAAAUCGAACUGCUCAAGUCGGCGGCCACCAGCAGAAGGCCUUCGUUCACUCUGUCCGAGGCCUCCAAAGAGCUGUUCCUGAACCACGCGAACACUGCCGGAAACUCCCAGAUCGGGUCUCGCAUCGGAUCGUGCCGCGCCUCUGCCACCAAUUUGCACCUUUCCUGGCGAAGCAACCCACUCGAGCCUCCUUAUACUGCGCUGCCCAACGAUGAGAACGUGUAG
Molecule: messenger RNA, 1864 nt
Organism: Caenorhabditis sp. 36 PRJEB53466
Lineage: Eukaryota; Metazoa; Nematoda; Chromadorea; Rhabditida; Rhabditidae
Source: the annotation of a GenBank genome assembly